CUCCAGUCCUUCCCAUAUCCCAUAACCGUAACGAUAGUCGAUUUGUUAUCCGUAACCGUAUACUCAACGGCCGCGCUCUCAGCGAUCAAUACUGAUGGCCAUAAACGACAGCCACGGCUUGAGUGGUCAUACUAUGCGAAGAUAAUCAUUCCUCUGGCGGUCGGCCGGUGCUUGUCCUCCGUCUCCUCACACGUCAUCCUAUGGGCUGUUCCCGUGUCUUACGCUCACACAGUGAAGGCAUCGAUGCCUUUCUUUGUGGUCAUUCUGUCGCGAGUGAUAUUAGGAGAGAAACAAACGACUAAAAUAUACCUAUCGUUGGCUCCAAUAUUGAUCGGUAUAAUGAUCGCCACGAUUACGAAACUCGAGUUCAAUAUGAUUGGCCUAUUGUCGGUCCUCUUCUCCAUUAUUGUCGCCUCUUUAAAGAAUAUUUACGCAAAAAAGGUUCACUCGUUUUGGCCAGACGAAUAA
Messenger RNA from Medioppia subpectinata, 468 nucleotides. NCBI's taxonomy places the organism in Eukaryota, Metazoa, Arthropoda, Arachnida, Sarcoptiformes, Oppiidae. The record is from the annotation of a GenBank genome assembly.